This is a messenger RNA of Mytilus trossulus (common blue mussel), 4787 nucleotides long. Its product is annotated as transmembrane and coiled-coil domains protein 1-like. Bases 1093 to 2739 code for a protein of 548 amino acids. Gene Ontology annotation, cellular component: endomembrane system. The transcript has 15 exons. NCBI's taxonomy places the organism in Eukaryota, Metazoa, Mollusca, Bivalvia, Mytilida, Mytilidae. The record is from RefSeq and is a predicted model, not a curated record.
UACAAUAUUAAUGGUGGAGGGAUAUUCAUUAAUUUUACCCAUUCAUUUACCGCAGUGCACUUAUAUUUUGUGAUAAUGAAAUUUACACCUGGUCAAAGAAUUCUAUUGAUCAUGUUGAUAAGUCGUUGGAAUCAGUGUUACGAUUUAACCAUGAUAACAGCAGGGUGUAAGGCAUGUGUCUUAUAGGAUAUUAAUAGUCUGAUGGUGGAGGCAUAUUCAUUAAUUUUACCCAUUCAUUUACCAUAGUGCACUUUUAAUAAUUCGUGAUAAUGAAAUUUACACCUGGUAAAAAUAAACCUAUUGAUAUUAGUUAACUAAACAAAAGGGAAUUUAUCUGUGAGUUUGAUUGUAUUGUGAGAAGUUUAUGUAAUUUUUUAUCAUCAUAGACUGUGGGAAGAAGUGCAUGGUAAAAGAAUUCCAUUGAUAAAGUUCAUUAACAAAAGGGAAUUUUACAGAAACAAUUUGAUUUCAUUGUGAGAUGUUUAUGUAAUAUGUUACAGACUGUGGGAAGUGUGGUAGCAUUUUCUUUUUUUAAAACUGUCUGAUGUAAAGUUUGGAUGGAAGUAUUAAUUAAAUUGUCAAUACUCACGGAGGAUUGUACACGACUUUACUAGUCAAGAAUCAGACUGAUCAAUGAAUAUACUGAUGGAUUUUUUCUCCUCUUUGCUUUUUAUGCCAGUGACGAUUUCCUAGACAGAUUUACAUUGUCCGAGCCCAUUGAUUUCCUAUCAAAGUUGAUCAAGUUUAACCUUUUUUGUUUGUGUGGUAGCAAGUGUGCAGUAAUUAAUAGUAAUUGCAUUUCGAAAGGAUUUAUAUCAAAACUGGAUUAAAAAUUUUAACGCAAAAGCAAGGAUUUUCUUACGUAAUGACAGGAAUAAUGAACGAGGGAAUUGUUUGAUUUUAGACAAGAGCCGAUAAAUUAUAACGUGUAUUGACUAACUCAGUUUAACUGUAGAUAUACCCAAUAAUGUAGACCUCCAGAAUAACAACAGCAAUGUAGCUACCAGUCCCAAUGUCAGUAAACCAACAUCCCCUCUGCGUUUUGUUGGCCAGCUGUUACAUCUGGGAAAUCGGCCACAGAAUAACAUCUCAAUGAAUGUGGAACGUCUUUUAAGACGAGGUAGUCUUCCUGCUUUCAGGAAAAAGUCGGACGCCAGUAAAAUCCCUGCACUAAAAGCUUUGACAAAGAAAAGUACAACACCAAAAAGUCCCAAUCUUGCCAAGAAACGACAGACAUCACCUGACAAUGUCGGUACAACACCGAAGACUAAUUUAACGACAUUAUCGGUCACAGCACCUUCAGAUGAAAUGGUCCAUAGGAGUACAGAGGAUUUAGAAAGCGAGGAAGUGAGUAGCAGGGACAAUGGUAGCAGUGGAGAAGGUGCCCUUGAUGAAGUUGAUGGACAGACAGAGUGUUCUAUCUCUGAUGUUGAGAGGACUAAACAUGCCAAGGAAAACCUACAGACCAAGAUCAACAAAACAAUGGAAAACAUCAAAGGAGAACAAGCUGUCAAAGAAGAACAUGUGAAUGAAUAUUUACGACUAGCGUCAAACGCUGACAAACAACAACUACAAAGAAUAAAGACAAUAUUUGAAAAGAAAAAUCAGAAAUCAACACAAACAAUUAGUGCUUUGACUAAAAAAGUAGAAAAUUAUCAUAAACGAAUGAAUGACUUAGAUACAUAUGGAUUUACCGGACAUAAACAAGCUAGGGAGCGGUUACGGGACCUGGGUCAAGGCUUUAAGGGAGUUGGUGCAAAUAUUGUUGAUGGUAUUACAGGGUUUUCUGGGGGUGUUGUUGGAAAUAUCAAAGGUGCUAAAGAUCAUAUAAAGACCAAACCAAGCCAGUUAGCUCAUAUGAUAAAGAAUAAAUUUGGAAGUGCUGAUAAUAUAAGCCAACUCAAGACAUCGAUAGAAGACACAAGUAUUCCAGAAGGGGAGAUUAAAAAUCAGACCAGUACAUUACCAGCUAGGUAUGAGUACAAUUUCAAAUUUUCGGACGAUGAUAACUCCAGCGUGACAUCAGGAUCCGUAGGCUUGUAUCACAAUAGUCCACAGUCAGCCUCCCAGCAUACAUCACAACAACUUCCUGUUAUACAGCAGUCAAUAAAUCUAGAACCAAUCAUACAUGAACUACAGAAAUCACAUGAGGCCAACAAGAUCAUUCAGGAAUCUGUCCAACAACUGUCUGAUGAGUUUGAAACUUAUAAGAUUACUGCCCAGAGUGAUAUAGGUAUGUUAAAAACCUUGUUAGAAGAAGAACGUUACCGGGUAGAAAGAUUAGAAGUACAGAUAAAUGAUAUGACUGAACUACAGCAACAUGAAAUACAGAAUCUACGACAGGAUAUAACUGGUAUGGAGGAGAAAACAGAAUACAGACUUGACGAGAGGACCAGCGAUAUACAUGACAUGUUAGAGAAUUGUACCACAAGGAUCACAAAGAUGGAGCUUCAGCAACAACAGCAGCAGAUUAUCUCCAUGGAGAUGGUUGAGAAUGUGACCUUUCGAACUUUGUUGACAAAGAUGUUAAAUGUUGUUUUGGCUAUAUUAGCUGUUAUACUUGUUUUUGUAUCUACACUUGCCAACUGUCUUGCACCGUUUAUAGCUAAUAGGACAAGAGUUUUGAGUACGACUGUUCUAAUUGUUAGUAUUGUAAUGAUGUUCAGAAACUGGGACGGCAUCUCUAGCCUAAUAGGAUCUAUAUUUAACUUUCUGAGUAGUUUAUUUCCACAAAGGUGACGAGGAUGGUAAUAGUAUUGAAACUUGAUCUGGUAGUUGGACAUAUCCAAUAAUUAUUCAAAUCUUCUCAUUUAUAUGAACGGAAGGAGGACAUAUUUCUCAAUCAGAGGGAGAAUUCAUUUCUCCUUCCAAGGGAGAAAUCAUUUCUUGACUGGUGGCAACGAACUCAUUUUUACAUUCAAUAUUCAGUGAACAAUUAGGAAUUGAAUGAGGAAUCUGUCUUUAUGGAUCUGAAAUUAUAGGUUGUUAACAGCUGUGCUGUUAUAAUGAUAGUCCAAUCAGAAACAAGCUGUACUGCUAUUUCGACCAAUGGGAGAACUGCUUAUAAUCAGUGUUGUUAUUUCGACCAAUUGAAGAGCUGCUUAGAAUCUGUGAUUUGUGUAUUUGGUGCUGAAUGUUGUCAAUCAAAGUGAUGGAAUACUGACUGUCAGAAAUUACUGACAGUUGUCAGUGUGGAUAAAAGUGCUCUUUUGAUGACAAUGUUUUACAUUGUAGUUCUUCAUGUAAAUGUGAUUAAGUAUUUUUAAUCAGAUGGGGAUGAUAAUGGUUUUAGAUAAAAUGUUAUUGUACAUGGCCAUUUUAUUUUGUUAAGUGUGAGCAUAUGAUUUUAAUAUGUGUAUGUUGAUUUAAGAGAUUUUAAUAGUUUGCUGUUAAAAGUUUUUAUUUUAAAUGCAAUAGAUUAUUGUAUGGAAAAUGUUUGAAUAUAAAAUUGAUCAGUCCAUUUAACAUUAACAAUGACAGUUUGUUUUCUGGGAACCCCUAUUAACAAAUUUUUAUAUUACCACUUCCAUAUGAAACUUACAUGUAGAUUUUUUCAUAGAUAUUCACUUGUUUACACAUAGUAUGAAAUUCCAUUGUUUCAUUAUUGCCAAUCAAUGCAAAGGGCAGAAAUCGUAUUUUAAACUUAACAUUAAUAUAAAAGGGACAUGUUGGAAAGGGAGAUAAUUUAUUUAUUAUCUUUUCUUUUUUUUUGAAAGAGAGGCAUUUUAACUUUUGGUAAAUUAAAUGUUGUGGAAGACAAUGUAAUAAUACUGUGAUUUUUUUUAUUUUGGUGAAAAUAAUUCUCUAGAAACUGUCUAUUAGAAAACACACCAUAACAGAGAAGGGAAAAAAAAUACCAAUUUGAUAUUAAAACUCACAAUUCUAAAACAUAAAACAUUAAUGCCAUGCUAAAUAAUCGAAAAAACUAUAUAUUUUUUUUAUCAGAAUGCAAAAAAUAACAGAAAUCUAAAGACUGAACAUCAAGAAACCUACAAAAAAACUUGGACUUAAGGUGGUACCUAACACUACAGGGAGAUAACUCUGUAAAAUCAGCUAACGUUUCAAUUACUUUGUGUUGUCUAUAAGGGAAUAUUAAGCUUCUCAAUGAUCAAAAUUAGUGUUUGUCAAACUGCUAUAUAACCAGUGUAAUUUUCUGAUAAAUUGGUUGGGUUCAAAUGUUUUGAAAUUUUUAUAUUUUUGUCAAAGGGUCAAAGUAAAUACUUUGCCAAAAUUUUAUGAAAAUUAAACAAGCCAAAUCAAUUUUAAGGAAGGUGUUGGGUACCACCUUCAAAAACAUGAGCUGCAGAAUGUAUGCAAACUGCUAAGUUACAUUUUAUUAACUUGAUACUGUAAACAUAGUUAUACCUACAGUCGUUUAACAUUGCCAAAAGUUUUAUUAUUAUUGAUGCAAUUAAACAGUGCCAACUGUGAAAUAAAUAUGUUGUAAUUAAUGAUUUAGAGUUCUCUCCCUUUUUAAAAAUGGAGACUUUUUCCUCGCAUUUGUAAAAUUGUGCAUAAAUAUACACCACUAUUUUUGUUAGAGUCAUAUGCAUUAUUUCUUUGAAUGGAUUUAAGGGUUCAAUAGUUUUUAACAUUACAUUUAUGUUUUUACAGAUUUCAAAGCAUUAGUUAUUGUAUGAAGUAAUUUGCUGGUCAAAUUCACUAUUUAUUCAAUUUGGGACAUUUUUCAAUAUCAUGUUUUUUUAGUGGUAGAUAUCAUUUUUAUGAUGUUCUUUGAACAAGUAUCUAUCAUUUACUGUCUUUCAUCAGUCAUUUAAUGUUCUUAG